AUUUUUUGCUGUUGGGCAAGACGCUCCCACAACAAACUGGCACACGUGGCGGCCCGUACAACACGAGACACGCACGCAAGCAAGCAAGCACCAUGGCAAGGCCUAAGAAGAAGAAAAUCGGCAAGUGCGAAGCCGAUGGCCGGGCGGUUCCGAAGAAACCGAAGCCGGCGCAGCAACAUGAUCUUCCGUCACGUGGCGCUGGUGAUGCGCUCUCCGACGGCCACGACAGCGCCGAUUUGAUGGACGUGGAUCAGGAAGAAGGCAAGGCGGCGGCAGACGAGGAUGGUAACGACGAGGACUGGUGCGAUGAGGAUACCAGCGGCGCACACAGCAAUGGUAGAGGUCAGUCAAUCCUGAGUUUUGCGAAGUGGUCGGUGGCGUCUGCAGGUCGCGAUGCAGGAAGUGCGGCGAAAAAAAAUCCGAUGCGUGUGCUGUCGAGAAGUCAGCAAUUUCGCAACAGAAAAAAACUUGUCCAGCAACAAGCAGUAGGCUUGGCACGAGCUAUGGGAGUGUUCAUCCGGAAGUCGCAGCAGCAGCAGCAGCAGCAGCAGGAAGAGGAGGAGAGCUCCUCUGCUAGUGGUGAGGUUGGCCCAGCAGAGAAGUCAGCGGCGGUUUUAGAGGUUGAGUCGCACACAAGCUCUCCCGGCGGCGGCGGCGUUUUGGAGUUGCGCCGCAGCAGCAACGGCAGCAUCGGCAACAUGUCGAUAGCUUCGGGCCAUGGGCUUAGCAUAGAUGAGUGGUGUAGUCGUGGAGGCCACGGGGGGGGGAGGGACACAAGCGGAAAAGGACGCCACCACGGCGAAGGCAUUGGCGGCUUCACAGGAAUGCCGAACCUUCUCCACGAGGAAGGCGAAAAGGGCAUUCAAGAAGUGGACGAGGAAGCGCGCCAUCGCGCAGGGAGGAGAGGAGAAGGAGGCCGACAACACCGUGAUGUGUGUGUCUUUACGUGCGUAAACCAGAUCUUUAUUUUUUUUUAG
Molecule: messenger RNA, 977 nt
Organism: Ectocarpus sp. CCAP 1310/34
Lineage: Eukaryota; Phaeophyceae; Ectocarpales; Ectocarpaceae
Source: the annotation of a GenBank genome assembly